Blumeria graminis f. sp. triticale is the source of this 360-nucleotide messenger RNA. NCBI's taxonomy places the organism in Eukaryota, Fungi, Ascomycota, Leotiomycetes, Helotiales, Erysiphaceae. The record is from the annotation of a GenBank genome assembly.
AUGAAGAUUGGUCUCUCUUCACUCACCAUCCUCUCCAGUCUAUUUUUGCCAGCACUGGGACUCGUGGGCUACUAUUGUGGAUCCGAUACUAUUACCUCGGACAUGACGGAUAAUGCUAUAGGAGAAUCAAUGAGAGUUGCGAGGGAAAAACCAGAUGGAUAUCUUCAAAAUCUCCCAAUUAAUGCCCAAAUUGAAUUCCAAAUCCAAUUUAACAGCAGGCAAGAACCAGGCAAUACUUUUUGGGUCACACACAACAAGCGAGGAGAUCUUCGAUCAGUGUAUUAUAUAAGUCAAGGGCAUAAAAGCGAUUGUCCUAAUAAAAGUUUGGAAAUUUAUUCGCAAGGAAGUUUCUUCGAAUAG